AUGCGAUUGUGUCGAAUUUUCUCAUGCUUAGCCCUCACUGCAGGUGCUUUAGCAGACAGAUCCCCGUACCCACCGGGAUCAGGACCUAUAUCUAGUCACCGAAAAGCGCCAACUGAUAACUCAGACAAUAGUCUUCCUCUCGAUCUUGGUUCUUCUCCCUUGGUAAUCAUUGAACAAGAUGAGUUCGAUGAUUACAGUGAACCAAGGAAGGACAUUUACAUCUCCCCAAAGCCGCUUCUUGUACCUCAAGACAAACUUCCAAAGCCCUAUUCUGAUAGGGUCGAGAUCGAGAACAUCGAGAUUAUCGAAAAGGAUGAUUUCGAGAGGGGAAAUAUCGAGGAGGUCGAUAUUGAGGUAGUAGAUAUUGGGGGUUUCUCUCCCGAAUAUGGGGUGUACCCUCCUCCCCCUCCGCAUCCACACUUUGCUCACCCUGAGUACGAAGAGUUUAACGCUCCUCCUCCUCUUUUUUUCCCUCACCCCGAAGAGUUUCAAGGAACUCCUCCUCCUUUCCCUCCUUACGGUCCCCCUCCUCCAGAAUUUUAUGGAUUACCUCCACCACCUGACUUUUAUGAGGAACAACCAUAUCUUAUGGGCCCUCCACCUAUUCCCAUGAUGAUGAGUCCUCCUCUACCUCAAAUUCCGCCGAAGAAGGCAGAAAAAUCCAAGGGAGGAAAUGUUUACGAUAAAAACUCCAACGUGGGCAACAAUGUGAAGGAGGCCUCGGCAGUCAACAAGGCAAAAGGAAAUAACUUUGCUAUUCCCGGCCAAUCUACGGCCGCUCUUGACAAUUCAAAUCUCAACCAAGAUUUUGCAGUAGCAAAGUCUGUGGAGAAGAACAUCAACAUCGAUGUGAACGCUGCCGAAGGGUCCACGGAGUCUCCCCAGACUCAGAUACAGACCCAGUUCCCCGGCGGAGAGGUUGGUCCUCUUCAGCAAGGACAGACCUUUCUACCAGGUGGUGUUAUGCCUAUUGGUAUGACUGAUAUCGUAUUCCCAGAUAUCAUCAUCACAAACGCCAACGACAUCAACAACGCCAACGAGAAUCAGAACCAGGUUGCCGCAAACAACGAGAACGCUAAUAACAAUCCCAAUGCUCUCGGAAAUGAAAACUCGGCCGCAAGCUUCCAGGAGUUCUCUGAGCAGAAUUACGCCGAAAAUAACUUCCAUUUUAAUGAGGAGAAGAACUUCUUUUACAUUAAUGCUAUUGGUGAGAGCGUUCCUGUGCAGGUUGAGGUUCCAGUAGAGGUUCCUGUAACGAAGGUUAUUCCCAUUACGGAGACAAUCCAGGUCCCAGAGGUUAUAACACCUUGUGUGACCUGCCCUCCUCAGACUGAAUAUAUUCCGUAUACUCAGGUCGUUUCAUACGAGACCGUCGUUGAGCAGAUUCAGCUUCCUGGCCAGACUAUCAUUGAGCAGAUCCAGCUUCCUGGCCAGACUAUCAUUGAGCAGAUCCAGCUUCCAGGAGAGACUGUUAUCGAGAAGAUCCAACUCCCAGGAAAGACGGUCUAUGAGCAGCUCCCUGGCGAGACUGUCAUUGAGCAGAUCGUCCUCCCAGGAGAAACAAUUUUCCAGAUUGUCGAGGUGCCCGUUCCGGUCACCGUUCAAGUGACAAAGACUCUUCCGGCUAAAACAAUUAUUGAAAAAGAAAGUGUAAUUAUCGAAAACGAAAUUCUAGUCACGAUUCCUGCCAAGACCAUCAUUCAACAGGAAAGCGUUGUCGUUACAAAUGAGGUGCUUGUUACACAGGCCCCCAGGACAAUCCUCGAAGAAAUUUACGUUUCAGAGCAAAUCAGGGUCCCUUAUACUGUCACCCAGCAAGAACAAAUCUAUGUCUCGGAGCAGAUUCGGGUUCCCGUCACCGUCGUUCAACAGGAGCAAAUCUACGUUUCCGAGCAGGUUAGGGUGCCCGUCACUAUCACUCAACAGGAGCAAAUCUAUGUUUCUGAACAAGUCAGAGUGCCGGUCACGAUCAAGGAAGAGGAACUUAUUUAUAUCAGCCAGGAAGUAGAGGUCACCAAGUUUGUCACCGUCCCUGGAAUCGCCACUCCCGUCCCUACCACUGUUACUGAGGAAGUAAUUCUCCCUGCUCAAGUCAUCACCACUUUCCUGCCUGGUGUUCCCACUCCAGUCGUUCAAACCGUCCAAGUUACCGAGGCUGUAACUGUUCUAGAGAAGGAAGAGGUCUAUAUCUCCGAGCAGGUUCGCGUGCCAGUUACUGUCAAGGAGGAGGAUGUUAUAUAUGUUACUCAGAACGUCAUCGUCACCGAGGUCGUCUCAGUCGCUGGUAUCCCGACUCCAGUCCUCACCACUGUUACUGAGGAGGUCGUCGUUCCAGCGCAGGUCAUCACUACAUACCUUCCUGGCGUGGCUACCCCUGUCGUCCAGACUGUUCAGGUUGUUGAUGAGGUCCAGGUUCCUGUUCCUGUCACAGUUAAGGAGCAGGUCUACGUCUCGGAGCAAGUACCAGUUACCGUAUCAGUAGAGGAAUUAGUUUAUAUCACCAAAGAAAACAUCGUCACCGAAUUUGUUUCUCAACCAGGCUUCGCCACUCCAGUCCCCACUACUAUCUAUGAAGAGAUCCGGGUUCCAGCUGAAGUUGUCCAGGAGGUCAUUACUACAUAUCUCCCUGGAGUCGAAACACCAGUUCUCCAGACAGUUUUUAUUACUCAGGAUAUCGAGUUUCCUACCGCACCCCCAGCCACUGUUGUCGUCACCGAGAAUAAUGUCGUCCAGACCUUCGUCACCUCACCACCAAUCGUCAUCACUGAAGCUCCCUUGUUUGUCACAUUACCAGCAGAGACAGUGGUUGUUCCUGGAGAGGUUUACACAACCGCUGUUUGUGAAUCAUGCCCUAUUGUAACUGUCACAGCGCCUGCGGAAACUUUCGUACAGCCCCCGGUAGUCGUCACCCAGCCAGGUCAGGCAGUUACAAUCCCUGGAGCAAUUCAGGUUAUUACAGAAGUUCAGGAGGUAUCAGUUGGAUAUCCUAUCGCUGGUCCCACCGUUCAGCUUCCUGGUGAAGUGGUUCAGGUACCUGGUCCUGCUGUUCAAGUCCCCGGCCCCACCGUUCAGCUCCCUGGCGAAGUUGUUCAGGUCCCCGGCCCGACCGUUCAGCUUCCUGGUCAAGUCACCGAGGUCGGAUAUCCCGUCCCAGGCCCGACCGUUCAGCUCCCUGGCGAAGUUGUUCAGGUCCCCGGCCCGACCGUUCAGCUUCCUGGUCAAGUCACCGAGGUCGGAUAUCCCGUCCCAGGCCCGACCGUCCGGCUUCCUGGCGAAGUUGUUCAGGUCCCCGGCCCCACUGUUCAGCUUCCUGGUGAAGUUGUUCAGGUACCUGGUCCUGCUGUCCAAGUCCCCGGCCCCACCGUUCAGCUUCCUGGUGAAGUGGUUCAGGUACCCGGUCCUGCUGUCCAAGUCCCCGGCCCCACCGUUCAGCUCCCUGGCGAAGUUGUUCAGGUCCCCGGCCCGACCGUUCAGCUUCCUGGUCAAGUCACCGAGGUCGGAUAUCCCGUCCCAGGCCCGACCGUCCGGCUUCCUGGCGAAGUUGUUCAGGUCCCUGGCCCCACUGUUCAGCUUCCUGGUGAAGUUGUUCAGGUACCUGGUCCUGCUGUCCAAGUCCCCGGCCCCACCGUUCAGCUCCCUGGCGAAGUUGUUCAGGUACCCGGUCCUGCUGUCCAAGUCCCCGGCCCCACCGUUCAGCUCCCUGGCGAAGUUGUUCAGGUCCCCGGCCCGACCGUUCAGCUUCCUGGUCAAGUCACCGAGGUCGGAUAUCCCGUCCCAGGCCCAACCGUCCGGCUUCCUGGCGAAGUUGUUCAGGUCCCCGGCCCCACUGUUCAGCUUCCUGGUGAAGUUGUUCAGGUACCUGGUCCUGCUGUCCAAGUCCCAGGCCCUACCGUUCAGCUUCCUGGUGAAGUUGUUCAGGUCCCCGGUCCUGCUAUCCAAAUCCCUGGUCCUACUGUCCAAGUCCCAGGUCCUUCUGUACAAGUACCCGGCCCAGCCUUCCAGCUUCCUGGUGAAGUUAUUCGGGUCCCCGGAGGUGCCGGUAAUUCUACUGAAAACAAUGGUACAUGA
Messenger RNA from Morchella sextelata, 4068 nucleotides. RefSeq lists its product as uncharacterized. Gene Ontology annotation, cellular component: cytoplasm; nucleus. Gene Ontology annotation, biological process: regulation of RNA splicing. Bases 1 to 4068 code for a protein of 1355 amino acids. The record is from RefSeq and is a predicted model, not a curated record. The transcript has 2 exons. NCBI's taxonomy places the organism in Eukaryota, Fungi, Ascomycota, Pezizomycetes, Pezizales, Morchellaceae.